Molecule: messenger RNA, 2423 nt
Organism: Harmonia axyridis
Lineage: Eukaryota; Metazoa; Arthropoda; Insecta; Coleoptera; Coccinellidae
Product: angiotensin-converting enzyme-like
Exons: 9
Coding region: 315-2336 (673 amino acids)
Biological process (GO): proteolysis
Cellular component (GO): plasma membrane
Molecular function (GO): metallopeptidase activity; peptidyl-dipeptidase activity
Source: RefSeq, a predicted model, not a curated record
CCUAUACUAAACAUCAAUCCUUCGAGAAAAUUUCGCGUUUACACACUUCAGUUGUGGUAUAGAUCGUUAUUGGGUGAGCACUUCCGAUUCUUCAUCAGUGAAAUCGCCGAAAGAAGGAAAUUACCAGGGGCUAACCAAGCACCUUUCAUUGUGCGGCGUGUGUCGGAGGCUUGUCACAGUGCCAUAACUCGGAAGAGACACCAAUUUGUCUCGCCAUCAGAGAAGCAUUAAAUUGGAGGUGUAUGUGCUCUUCUAAAUCGGUUGUGCGACUUCGAUUUAGUGUAUCAGAAUAUUUUGCGACAAAAACAUGAAUCAUGGUAAAGUUAGGAACUGGUGAAGAUUACGCGUUGUCCAAAACCCUACUGGUAAUUGUACUUUAUUUCUGGGAUACGAGGAGGUAUGUGGGGGCGGAGGUUGUUGCUGAUGAGAGGCUUGUUCAGGGAACUAACGUGAAUCUUGGUGAUGCCCUCCAGUUCCUGAGAGAAUUCGAUGUAGAAGCUUCUAGAAUAUGCUUCAGUGUUGGCACAACUCAAUGGUCUUAUGCCACAAACAUUACCGAUUUCAACAGAAGGAGAAUGGUUGAAGAACAAACGUUGAAGGCGAAAUUUGACAAACUAACAUGGAACAGAGCAAUAACUUUUGAUUGGACAAGGAUACCUGACCCUAUGGUUAGGAGACAUCUUAAAUUCUUAGUCACCGGAAACAGAGGAAGCUUACCAGAUGAAAAAUAUAAUGAGAUAUAUCAUCUUAUUUCUGAAAUGAAGGAUAUUUAUACCCACACCAAAGUAUGUCCCUAUGAGAAUUUCGAAAAUAUUAAUUGCGAAUUGGAGUUAGAAGAUAUAUCGAAAAUCAUGGAGGAAUCUAGGAACCCUCUCGAAUUGGCACAUAUCUGGAAGGAAUGGCAUGACAAAACAGGACCUCCUAUGAAGAAUAAAUUCAUGAGAUAUGUGGAGAUAGCGAAUCAGGCAUCUAAAAUAAAUGGGUUUCAAGAUGCAGGAGAAGAGAUGCGCUAUAUUUAUGAAGAUCCGAAUUUCGAAAACGAAAUCUCAGAAUCUUUCCGAAGAUUACAACCUUUAUACAAAGAACUUUUUACGUAUGUCAGAAGAAGAUUAUUAAAUCAAUACGGAUCAAGUGUUAUCCGCCCAGAUGGACCUCUUCCUGCUCAUGUCCUAGGAAACUUGUGGGCACAAGAAUGGUCCAAAAUAGGAGAUAUUGUAACACCAUAUCCAAGUGCUGCCAAAAUGGAUGUAACUGACGAGAUGCGGAGACAAGGCUUCACACCGCUAAGGAUGUUUCAAAUGAGCGAAGAAUUUUUCACAUCAUUAGGAUUGAAAUCGAUGCCACAUGAGUUUUGGAGGCAUUCAAUGAUUGAAAGACCUGUAGACAGAAAAGUGCAAUGUACAGCAAGUGCUUGGGACUUUUGCAACAGAUUAGAUUAUAGAAUAAAACAAUGUACAGAAGUCAAAUUGUCAGAUUUGAUAACAACGCAUCACGAAAUGGCCCAUAUACAAUAUUAUUUAUAUUACGCUGGUCAACCUUUUCUCUACAGAGAUGGAGCUAAUCCAGGUAACUAUAUUCUCAUGACGAGUUUCCAUGAAGGAAUAGCAAAUGCUAUUAGCUUGUCUGUUUAUAAUCCAACUCAUCUACAUCUUGUUGGAUUGUUCAAUAAUGAUACGAGCAACUAUGAGACAAAUAUAAGAUUUUUAUUUGAAUUGGCAUUAAAAAAGGUUGCAUAUGCACCUUUUGCCUAUCUUGUUGAUUUGUGGCGUUAUGAAAUCUUCAGGAACGGAGUUUCAAAUAUGAAUUCGGACUGGUGGCAACUCCGUAUCAAAUUUCAAGGAAUUGUUCCACCUGUACUACGAAGUGAACAACAUUUAGAUGCUGCUGCUAAAAGGCAUAUUCCAGCUGAUAUACCAUACAUGAAAUACUAUGUAGCUCUACUAUUGGAAUUUCAAAUCUUUGAAGCGCUUUGUAAUGCAGCUGGACAUACUGGACCUCUGCAUAAUUGUGAUAUUUACAGAUCUAGAGAAGCUGGUCGUAUUUUAUCAGAUAUCAUGAAUAUUGGGAAAUCAAAACAUUGGAAGGAUGUGGUUAAGUUAUUAACUAAAGGAAAAUCAGACAGGAUAUCUGCUGACUCUAUGAUAAAAUAUUUCCAACCUCUUUUCAAUUGGCUGAAAGUGCAAAAUAAGAACGAGAAUAUUGUAGGAUGGAUGACCAACCAAGAAGAUGCUGCUUUAUUUCAGCACUUGGUUUCAGCAGAAAAUAAUUUGAAGCACUCUAGUAGUAUCAUAAGAUCAGUUAUUAUUACAUUGUUACCAAUUUUGAUAUUAAAAUGAUAUUUUUUGUAUAGAACAGACUUUAAAUAAAAUAUGAAAUUGGAUCCUAUAUAAUCUCAUCACUAUAAUAUUAGACUUCUCACUUAA